AUGGAGGCCCACAGGGCGUCAAGGAGACGACAGCGUCUCUCUCCUUCAGGAGACACUUGCGAGGGAGAGGGCGAGUUCGUCGAAGGAACGCGGGAUAAGAAGAACAAACGCGCUUCCUCCCCAAACAGAGCUUACACAGGGACACACAGCGGCCAGCAAAAGGAGACAGGAGCCGGACGGCGACCUGUCGCUUCGGGAGAGAUAAAAGCAGAGGGUGCAUGCAAGCAAGAAGCGCUGGGAGACAGCGGCAAGGCCAGCAAGCAGAGAGACACCCGCGGAAAGGGAAGGUCUCCGGCCGAGCAAGAAGUCGGUGAGGAUGUGAUAUUUGCAGCCAGCGUUCUUCGCAGUUUCUCAGAGGUCUACGACGAAGCCUCAGCGAGGACGGGGAAGUUGAAACAUGGAGGCCAAGCCUCGCCUGCUGGGGAUGCCUCAAAGCGACAGCACCAGACUGAGGAAGAAGACGAGAAGGAAGGCCAGACGGAAGAAGAGAGGGAAGAAGAGAAAGCAGGCAAUGUGCACGCAGGUGUAGAUCUGCGGCGGCAAUCUAUAAUUUCGUGUGCUUUACAACGCCCCACGACACGCCGACUUUCAUGUCUUCUCGACCUGGCCCUGGGUUGGGCGUAUGGCAAUGGCCUCCUCAUGUGUUCUCACGCGUGUUCUUCUCCCGCCUCUGCGUCCUGGCCUUCGUCGUGUUCUCCUUUCCUCUCCACACCCUUCGUGCCGUCUUGUCCCUCUCCGCUUGUUUCUUCCUCGUCGGGCGAAGUGGGUUCCCUGGCACUUCCUUUUCUUCCGCGUGCCGCGCCCUUCACGCUGCUUCCUACGCCUUUUCCUCUCCACCUCUUCCAGCAAGUGUGCGGUUUGACCAAGCCGGUUAACCGACUGGUCGACCGCCUCACGUGCAGUCCGAGACUCCUGCUGUUUCUACUCGCCGAGACGGUUAAAGUGGACGACUUCACUCGCAACUUAUGCUGCAUUGCAUAUCGGGUGUACGUACAGCCGCAGGGGUGUUCGAGCCUGCAGCGCGUGCAGGCUGCAGACGAAGCGGAGAGAGCGAGGCCAGAAUCGAGGUGGAUGUGUCGAGAGCCUUCGUCGCCGGGCUAUAAAGAGAGCUGCCGAUGCCACAAAGGCGUGGAGGCCAGCGGCCGAGAAACCAAUGGAGAGGGAGAAGGCGAGAUGGGGGAAAUGAGGGAGCAGGGCCCUCCAAAGCGAGACAUCUGCAAAGACAUUCGCCUGCACAUCCUGCGCAGUGACUAUAUGGUUGACUGUCCUUUACAGUUCAAAGAAAAAACUUUCGAAGGAAACGGAGACGGCGCAGCAGAAGAAGGGAACCGAGCAGGAGAGGUAGAAAGGGACGCGGAAGGCGACAAAAGAACGGCGGGCGCGUGGAACGAGCGAGGAGCGUUGUCGAUAGACCGUUUGGCAACGCGCUUCGAGCAGGGAGAGGUUGGCGAGUCGAUGAAGCAGCUGUCGAUCAAGCAAGUGGAGGUUAACACGAUUGCGGCCUCAUUCGCUGGUCUCGCAGGGAAAGUCUCAUCUCUCCACCGGGUCUUGGUUCUCGCUGCUACGUCGCUCUUUCCUUCUUCGCCCGCUUCCUUUUCCUCUUCCUGUUUGUCUCCUCUCUGGAGCAUGGAUGGCACCCCUCCCUCGUCGACAGAUUCGACUGCGUGUCCAUCGCUGCCUGCGGCCUGGCGAGCCGCGGCCUCGCCGAGCCUGGCGGAUCCUCUCGUUGAGGUCGCGACGCGCCGGCGAGGCAUUGCCACGGAGCUUUGUCGGGAGAACCGCCCUCUAGAACAAAUGGCUGCGGGCCUCGCGGAGGCGCAUCACGCCUAUCUUCGCCGGGUGCGCGAGGGCGUGGAAGCGGUGCGAUCCACGAGUGGAGGAAGCGCGGCAGAGACCGCGCCCUCGUCCGCUUCAUCGGAAUCUUCCGCGCCUUCAGCUUCGGCGUCCGGUGCUGGCGCUUCGUUUUCCUCGCACCCCGUUUUCCUCUUAUGCGUGACGCUGGACGACGAGCAGAACAAGGUCGACCAGCGCCUGCUGCAGGCAGAGCUGGUGGAGAAGUUCGGCGUCUACAUGCUCCACGUGACCCUCUCCGACCUUUUGGGAUUCGGGCGAAACGGAGCGUUAGCGAUCCUGGCAAGCAAAGGGACAGCCGGCGAGCAGAGCGAAGGAGACACGCCGACGCGAGCGGGGCGGACCACGGACGGACCGCCAGUUGCGGAGACGACUGAGUUUGGAGAAAUGGUCUUUUUCGGAGACGGGACAGAUGCGCCACCAGGCCGAUUGUUUCUCAUGAAGACGACGGCGAAGCGGCUAGGCAGGGGCCGGAAGGGUCAGGACGCCGCCACGUCUCGACGGCCAAAGACGCGACGUUGUGGGAGUCGAGCAAGGCAAGGAGCACACGGAGGCGAUGCAGAGACACAGGAAGAAGAGACAGGCGAGGCACGCAGCGACGAAGACCAGUGCACCCCUGCAGCCAGGAUGAAGGUCGGAGAUCGGGUGGGCGAAACGCACGCGCAGUCGUGUCUGAAAGUUAAGGGAAAGGAGGCGAUAGGCGGUGGCGUUUGCAUGCCUUUCCGGCUUGUCCAGCGGCGAAUCUAUGCAGAGAUAUCUGUCGUUUACUAUCGCAGCAUGUACAGCCCUAGCCACUACGACGACGAGGUCUGGAGAUUGCGAGAGUUUCUUGAGACCUCGGACGCAGUGAAAGUUCCGACGGUGUUGGCUCAGCUCGCGGGGGCAAAAAAAAUCCAGCAGAGCUUCAGCGACAUGCGCGCGCCUCUCCACUUCGUUCCUUCUUCUCUUCUUCCCCGCAGCGCGGACUCGCACACGGGAGGACAAGUGCAGGCUGGAGCAGAGGACGGAUCCUGCGGGCGAGAAGGGAACGCGACAGACCGUAUAUGGCUUCUCCGCUAUCUGAUUCCAGAUGAUGCCACUAGGACGGAAAUUCAAAGGGUUUUCCAGCUCCAGGUUGACCCCUGCGAAGGCCUUCCGUCUCCCUGUGUUGGUCCCUCUUCUUCUUCUUCGUUUUCUUCAUCUUCGUCUUCUCCUUCUUCUCUGUCUUCUUCCUCUGCUCUGUCUUCUUCCUCUUCUCUCUCUUCUUCGCCUUCUUGUGCGCUCGAGCGUCGCCGGCGUUUGGCGCAAGAGGCUGUGGCGGAGGCGCUGAGCGAGGAUGGCCCGAAGCAGUUUCUGUUGAAGCCUCAGAGAGAAGGCGGCGGGAACAAUGUUCACGGCGACGAGAUGCAAAGGCUUCUACGACGGGGACUCCAAGACGAACUGCGGCAUUUUGUCUUGAUGCGAAAGAUGCAGCCUCCGUCGGUGCCCGUGCUCUUCGUGCGCUCUGACGUCGCGAGCACAGAGCGAGGACAGGAGAAGAAAGUAGACGAGAGAGGCAAUGACCACGAAGCGACGCGGCGGGCGGGAAACGUGGGGGCAGCCGAUUCAGCCAGCAACGACGCGCACGCGAGUGAAACAGGCGACGCGGAAGCGCCGAGAGGCACACGCCACGCUAGAAGUGAGACAGAAACAGAAUUCGAAGGCGGCCGAAUCAGAGGGGACGGGCGGUUGGCGUGUACCUUUCAGAGAGGCGUCCAGGAACUCGGAUUAUUUGGUGUUAUGCUUGCGACGGGUUCGCCAAGCGUAGGCUCGUCAGACGCGCAGGCGAGGAACACUCGGGAAGGUCGCGAGUCGAGCGCGUCUUGGCUCUUCUCGCAAACCCCUCGUUCAGCUGCGCCUCGUCCGUCUCUGCGAGAGGCCGUUCCCGAGGCGACUUCGGAGAUUGCGAGAGACGCUUCCUCGUCCGAGUAUGUUGAAUACAAAAAUUGUUUCGCCGGAUGGAUGCUCCGAACGAAGAGCACAACGAGCGAAGAAGGCGGCGUGGCUGCAGGUUUCGGAGCCCUGGAUUCUCCCCUUUUGCUUCCGGUGCCAAUCGUCGAGAACGCGCAAGGCAGUCGACGAAACGCAUGA
This is a messenger RNA of Neospora caninum, 3960 nucleotides long. RefSeq lists its product as hypothetical. Lineage: Eukaryota; Apicomplexa; Conoidasida; Eucoccidiorida; Sarcocystidae. Gene Ontology annotation, molecular function: ATP binding; glutathione binding; glutathione synthase activity. The transcript has a single exon. The record is from RefSeq and is a predicted model, not a curated record. The coding region runs from base 1 to 3960 and encodes 1319 amino acids. Gene Ontology annotation, cellular component: cytosol. Gene Ontology annotation, biological process: glutathione biosynthetic process.